Molecule: messenger RNA, 1915 nt
Organism: Sceloporus undulatus (fence lizard)
Lineage: Eukaryota; Metazoa; Chordata; Lepidosauria; Squamata; Phrynosomatidae
Gene: INPP5K
Product: inositol polyphosphate-5-phosphatase K
Exons: 13
Coding region: 73-1752 (559 amino acids)
Biological process (GO): negative regulation of peptidyl-serine phosphorylation; negative regulation of phosphatidylinositol 3-kinase/protein kinase B signal transduction; negative regulation of glycogen biosynthetic process
Cellular component (GO): plasma membrane; endoplasmic reticulum; cytoplasm
Molecular function (GO): inositol bisphosphate phosphatase activity; phosphatidylinositol-3,4,5-trisphosphate 5-phosphatase activity; phosphatidylinositol-4,5-bisphosphate 5-phosphatase activity
Source: RefSeq, a predicted model, not a curated record
CCUUAAGCCCUGCUGGGCCCUUCAGUCUCCGCGGAGGGAGGGACGGAGGGAGGCAGGCAGGGCGGGCUGAGGAUGGCGGCGUCCCCGGCCUCCCUGCCGCCGGGCCUGGAGGAGCAGCAGGAGGCGGAGGGCGAGGAGGGCCUGCUGGGCUCCCGCAGCCGCUCGGCCAGCCUCCUCAGCCUGGGCAGCAGCAGCCUCAGCAGCGCGGGCUCCGCGGGGCGCUUCCUGCUCCGGCAGCGAGUGGCGCAGCUGAUGUCCCGCGUGGAGGACGUCAGUUCGGACGAGGAGCUCCAGGAGCAGGUCUCCCUCGCCCUCGACCAGGCCUUCCUCCGCUGCGCCGGCGGCGCCAGGAGGCCCAGGCACCCGCCGCCGAUCAGGCUGCACCUGGUCACCUGGAACGUGGGCACGGCCUCUCCUCCGCCGGAGGUCUCCUCCCUGCUCGGCCUCAACGCCCCGGAGCCCUCCGUGGACCUCUACGUCAUCGGCUUGCAGGAGGUGAACUCCAGGAUCGUCAGCUUCCUCUCGGACAUGGCCUUCGAUGACCCUUGGAGCCACUUCUUCAUGGCCGUCCUCUCCCCGCUGGGCUUCGUCAAGGUGUCUUCCAUCCGGAUGCAGGGCCUCCUCCUCCUGGUCUUUGCAAAGCAAGCCCUCCUUCCUUUCAUUCGGGACGUUCGAAGCCAGUUCACCCGGACAGGGCUCUACGGAUAUUGGGGAAACAAGGGAGGGGUCGCCACCCGCUUCUCUCUCUAUGGGCACACCGUCUGUUUCUUGAACUGCCACUUGCCAGCCCACAUGGAGAACGCAGAGCAGCGCCUGGAUGACUUUGAACACAUUUUAGAGAUGCAGCAUUUUGAGGGUGAGAACAUCCCCAGCGUCAUGGAUCACGAUGUCCUCUUCUGGUUUGGUGAUUUAAACUUUCGGAUUGAAGACUACGGGCUGCAUUUCAUCCGAGAGUCGAUAAACAAGAGCCGCUUCAGUCUUUUGUGGGAAAAGGACCAGCUAAACAUGGCAAAGAAGAGGGAAGCCUUUCUGCAAGAAUUCUCUGAGGGGCCCCUGAAGUUCAAGCCCACCUACAAGUUUGAUCUCUACUCCAAUGAAUAUGACACCAGGGGCCAGAAGACGUUAUUUUGGUUUAAUGGGAAGAAACGGAAGCCAGCGUGGACAGAUCGCAUCCUCUGGAGAGUGAAGCAUCUCUUGCCCCUGACCUCAGAAACCAGAGAGAUGCCAGAGGAACCGGCCAUUUCUGUCUCUCUGGAGAACUAUGUCAGCCACAUGAUUUAUGGCAUCAGUGACCACAAGCCUGUCACUGGGACCUUUUGCCUUGAGGUGAAGCCACUGGUAUCAGCCCCACUAGUCACAUUGCAUCCUGUGGGCAACUGGACCGCCGAACAAGAUGCCACUGUCAGUUACUCUACGGCUCCUGAAUUCCUCAGCAGUGCUUGGGAUUGGAUUGGCCUCUAUAAGGUGACAUUUAGGCACCCAAAUGACUAUGUGAUGUAUGCUUGGGUGCAGGACAAUGAAAUUUCCUCUGGGGAUGAUGCAAAGCAGGUUUACCUUGGUGCAGAGGAGCUUCCUGCAACAGGAGGAGAAUUUUUGCUGGGCUACUACAGCAACAGGAUGCAGUCCAUAGUGGGCCUCAGCCAGCCCUUUCACAUUCAGCCAAACAGAACGUUGCCUGAGAAGGACCCAUUUUGGGAUGGGGUCAGCGAGACGGAAAAGCUUUGCAACGAGAAGCCACCGUGUGACCUUUAAGGCUACCUGUGGACCUCCGAUGGGGGCAGUGAGGCCGCCCUUUCCUUUGCCUUAGCUGGAGGCCUCUCCUUCUGCAGCGGGGAGAGGAGGCACAGGCUCACUUCCGCGUGAGUCUGAGCAGUUCAGAACAUCGUUUCUUAGGAAAUAAAUACUCCCUAUCACA